Atta colombica is the source of this 29941-nucleotide messenger RNA. It is a transcript of the gene bent, whose product is annotated as twitchin. The record is from RefSeq and is a predicted model, not a curated record. Gene Ontology annotation, biological process: protein phosphorylation. Bases 686 to 29011 code for a protein of 9441 amino acids. Gene Ontology annotation, molecular function: protein kinase activity; protein binding; ATP binding. Lineage: Eukaryota; Metazoa; Arthropoda; Insecta; Hymenoptera; Formicidae. The transcript is spliced from 136 exons.
GUAGUGGCGACGAUAGUGGUGGGCGAAACUCCAAUCUCGAGGUAGCUUCACGAUACCUCGCGCGUUUAGUUGGCGCGCGGCACCCCGAAGAUUGGGACGGCGGAUAGAGACACUCCGUGCAAGUAAAAAGAGAGUAGGAUACGAGAAACAAGAAGCGAGACAGCGACGAGCGACCAUACGACGAGUGACGACGACGACGCAAGACGAAGACGAAGACGAUCGAAUCUGAAAAUAAGAAAAAAAGAGUUCCUCUUAAUUUUCUCCGUUUUGUUCUCGCGCGAGCUUGUAGAAUUUUCGAGCCGAGUCUCCCCAAGCCGAGUGUGUGCGUCUCAUUGUCUGCCUCGGGAGGGUUGGAGUGAUCCAGGAAUAAGCGACUGUUCGCCGUCGUCAGGUGUCCGAAGAAACGCUCGGCCAGGUGCUGGGACUCGCACCUUUAGAAGGAAAAGCGCUCAUCCUCUUCUGAAGACACUUCAAUAUUCUCAAAAGUGAAAAGCGAGUAAAAGUGAACGUCGAGCUCAGAAGAAAUCCGCGACAGAAACAGGUUGGAUGGUGCCGCAGGUCGGCGCCAUUUAAACCGACGAGCUGGGCGAAGGAGCUAUUUCCUUCCUUAAGUCGCGGGUGUGAACACGCAAACGGGAUCUUCCAGGUCUCGUUGUAAAGACAGGUGCGAAGGCGUGCCUCCACAAUGGGGGUCGCCGACGACCUCGCGCCCAGCUUUACGCAAAAGCCGCAAUUGCGGCAGGAAGACGACGGCAAUCGGCUGAUAUUCGAAUGUCAGCUAGUGAGUUCACCUAAACCCGACAUUUCCUGGUUCCGCGGCGAGACCGAACUUAGCGAAGAUGACAGGACCAACUUCAAGGUGCAGAGUGUCGGAACCAAUAAGUUCCUGGUGGUACUCGAGCUCGACGAUGUCAUCGAGACCGACGCAGGCCUCUACAAGGUCAAGGCGAAGAACAAGAUGGGCGAGGUCGCUGCCUCUAUCAACCUCAACUUUAGUCCAAUGGAUGAGCCUAGAGAGAAACAAAUUGACGGCAUCGCGCCGACUUUCGCGAAGAAACCCGCGAUUAGACAGGAGGACGACGGUAAACGGCUGUUGUUCGAGUGUCGUAUCACAGCCGAUCCCACACCGAAAAUCACAUGGUUUCAUACCGGGAACAUGGUCAAAGAUUCGUCGAGGCACAAGCUAACUGUCGAUAAAGAUGGCCACUCGUACUUCGCCACUCUAGAAAUAAAAAACGUGACCGUCGAGGAUGCUGGCAAAUAUAAGGUCACGGCGAAGAACGAGCUCGGCGAGUCUAACGCUACGAUUUCCCUGAAUUUUGACAGCGACGAGGCACCCGUACCGGAUGACGGUAUUAAACCUACCUUCACCGAACGACCGGUGAUUAGACAAUCCGACGACGGUAACACCAUCACCUUCGAAUGCCGACUUGUCGGUGAUCCGAAACCAAGUGUCAAGUGGUAUCACGGUACCGAGGAAGUGAAAGACGGCGGGCGAUUCACCACAUCACUGGAACUUGAUCAGAAGCUGUACCAUCUCGCAAGGCUGAGGAUCGACAAUGUGGCAAAGGGGGAUGCGGGCGAAUACAGGGCCGUGGCAAAGAAUAAGCACGGCCAGGGGGUAGCGACUAUUAAUUUGAACUUCGAAGGUGGCGACAGGCUCAAAAUACCGGACGGUAAGCCACCGCGUUUUCCAAAGAAGCCAACGAUCCGUCAGGAGGGCGAUUUACUCAUCAUGGAGUGUAUUCUGGAGGCACAUCCGGUGCCGGACAUAACAUGGUACCAAGGUCAGAAAACGAUUAUCGACAGUAAUCGCGUGAAGAUGUCACGCAAGGCAACCGGCAAGGACACAUAUCUGCUGACCCUCGAGAUCUCAAAUCCGACCAAGGCUGACGGUGGGAAUUACCGUUGCAACGCCUUUAACAACUUCGGCGAGAGUAAUGCCAACAUCUCCCUCAACUUCCAAGAAGAGGGCGCGGGUUGCGCUCCGUCCUUUAUUGAGAAACCUCGUAUCAUCCCGAACGAAACCGGUACGCUGAUUACCAUGAAGUGUAAAUGCAAAGCGAAUCCCAAGCCGGAGGUCACGUGGUUCCGCGGUACCAACGUGGUCAAAGAAUCAUCGAAGAUCUCGAUUAAGUCCAAAACGAUUGAAGAAGACGUAUAUGAACUUAUCAUGGAAAUAAAGGACCCAUCGGCACCGGACGGUGGCACUUAUAGGUGUCACGUGAAGAACGAGUACGGCGAAAGCAACGCUAAUCUGAAUUUGAAUAUCGAGGCGGAACCGGAACCAGAGGGAGACGGGCCGACGUUUGUAGAGAAGCCGCGGAUACAGUCGCAAAACAAAGGCAAACUCGUCAUCAUGGAUUGCAAAGUGAAGGCAAAGCCGAAGCCACAGAUCGUGUGGACUCAUGCAGGCAAAGUGGUAAAGGAGUCCUCGAAAAUCUCCAUUAGCAUCGUUUCAGAGAAAGAGGACAUUUAUUAUAUCAAACUAACUCUAAACGAUCCUGGACCGGAUGAUUCCGGACUCUACAAGUGUAACAUUAAGAAUGAUCUUGGUGAACUCAAUGCCAAUCUUACGCUAAAUGUUGAAAUUGUACCCGUAAUUAAGGAAAAGCCGAAGGUGGUAAAGAUUGUUAAAAAGAAGACAGUCGUAAUUGAAUGUCACGUUCUUUCUCAAUUUGCGCCUGAUUGCACGUGGUUCAAGGAAAGUCAAGCCGUUAAGGAGGAUAAUAGACACAAGUUGCACGUCGAACAAGUUAAAGAAGGUGAAUUCACUAUAAAACUCGAAAUUGAACAAAUGUCGACGACAGAUAAAGGCACAUAUAAAUUAGUGGCACGCAAUGAUAAAGGCGAAGCCACAUCACAAGUAGUGGAAGUGACGGAAAUUCCAGACCAAGGAGAAAAACCCAAAAUUGUUACCGGCCUCAAAUCAAUUACUGUCGAGGAAGGUAAAACGGUCGAGCUCGUCGCAACUCUCACAACGCAAGAUCGAAAAGUCACUGUCACGUGGUAUAAAAAUUCCACAGUCAUCAAAGCGUCAAAGGACAUCAUGAUUUCCUUUAAUGGCCUGGAUAUGAAAUUGACUAUCACCUCAGCAUCGACAGAAUUCUCAGGAAUGUAUAAAGUCACCGUGAGCAAUGAAUACGGUCAAGAUGAGUCGUCGGCUCGUCUCGUCGUCAAUAAGAAAGAAGAAAAGAAAAAAGAGGAGGAGGAAGAGAAGAAGAAGAAAAAGGUUGAGAAGAAAGAGGAGAAAAAAGAGGAAGAAAAGAAAGAAGAAAAGAAAGUAGAGAAGAAAAUCGAAGAAAAGAAGGAGGAAAAGAAGGAAGAAAAGAAGAUCGAGGAAGAGGAAGAAGUGAAAAUGGAGAUUUUACAGAAAAAAGCCGCUGAGAAAAUUGAAGACAAAAAGGAAGAAGAAAAGAAAAAAAUUAUCAAAAAGAAAGAACCCGAAUCCAAAGAGGUGCCUAAACCUGAGAAAACGGUGACUCGCAAGGAAUCAAUCAGCAGAGUGGAAGAACUUAAGACAGAGAGUCGUCGUAGUUCGAUCAUAAAGACUGAUGAGAAGACCGAAGAAGAAGUCAGGGUAGAAAGCAGACGAUCUUCUAUUAUAGAAAAGAAGAAAACGACUGAAAAGGAUGUAUCCGCAUUCAGGCCAAGAGCCAUUUCGCGAAUGAUUGAAGACGAGAACACACUCACAACGAAAAUCAAGCCACACACAUAUAAAUUCGACGAAGAGAUUCAGGAUAUUUGGUCAUCUAAACCGACAGAGCGCGGUAGUAAAUCGAUAAGACAUUAUGAGGAAAUUGCGAAGUCCAGGGCAACUUCUUUCGUUCAUGAAACUGAUCGUAAACCGAAGGUUGCACCUCAAGCUGCAAUUAAGCCACGCAUCCGCGAUUCGGAUGAUGAACGUGAGGAUGUUUGGAGUAUUCACAAUCCGGGAGAACGUGAUAAUGAAUCUAUGCCGUACAGAGAUAUGUCAACAGAUAAGACACACAAACCUCACAUACCCGAAGAUACAACACAUUCACAUCAAAAAUCAGAUGAAGACAAACCAAAAGAUAAAAUAUCACAUGACACCAUCGAAAAUAAGACACAUCCACAGAAAUCAGAUAAAGAGAUUGAGGAUAUUCUGAAAGAGAAAAAGCCACAUGAUACAUCUACUAGUAAAGUAUUAUCGCGUAAAUAUGAUGAUAAUUCAAAAGAUAAAACACUUUCUCAUGAUACACCAAUACAUGAAAUACAUCCGAAAAAAUUUGACGAUAAAAUUGAGAAUAUUUGGGCGAGUAAAGAACGCGAUAAUGACUCCUCCAAAAAGCAUGAAAAAGAUGUUCCGAAAGAGAAAACAUGUUUGCGUGAUAUACCUACGAGUAAAACAUUUGCGUAUAAAUCCGGUGAUAUUUCAAAAGAUAAAACAUUUUCUUAUGACACACCUACUUAUAAAAUACAUUCGCAAGAAAAAAUUGAGGAUACAUCGAUUAAGCCAAAAGAACGUGUUGUCGAUUCAAAGAAAUCUAAAGACAUACCAAAAGUUAAGACACUUUUAUGCGAUACACCUACAGCUAAACUACAAUCACAAAAACCUAACGAAGUGUCACAACAGAGAAAGAAAACACAUGACACAUCUAUUCAAAAAAUACGUCCACACAAAUCUGAUGAAAAAAUUGGGGAUUUACCGAAAUUUAAAGAUAAAUCGUCUCGUCGUCAAUCUGACGAAAAAAUCGAGGAUAUUUCGUCCAAACAAAGGGAACAUGAAAACAAACCAAACAAAACAGAUGAGGAUACACCGGAAAUUAAGGCUAAAAGACGCGUAUCGAAACCUGAUGAUCAAACUGAAGGAGAUAAAAUAGCUUUGGACAAAAUAAAAAUACGUGAUAUCAAGUCCAAGCCAAAUGAUGAGGAUAAAUUGAUGCCGAAAUCGAAAGGACAUGACGAUAAACGCGUUGCACAUGAUGAGGAUACCGUAUGUUCCACGGACACAUUUCACAAACUUCCACUAGAUCGAGAUGUCAAAAUUUACUACACGCACUAUAAUUAUGAUGUAUGGGCAAAUCCGCCAAAAUCCAUUGAGCACAAAAAUUUUAUUACAUCCGAUAAGGAUGUUUUAUUAUCUACUGUUAAACCACAAACGCAUGAAUUCGAUGAUGAUAUUGAGGAUAUUUGGGCUUCGAAAAUCGAGGACGACGCGCCUAAACCAAUCAAAAAAUUGGAGGAUUUGCAAAUUUCCAAAGUUGCGCCGUAUAAAAAUGGGGUUAAAAUAGAGGAACUUGCAUUCACAUCUGCGCCUAAAUUUGCAUCCAAAUCUAAGGACAGCAUAAGCAAACCUAAAGAAUCCAGGGAGGGCGAUAUACCUGAAUACGAAAAAAGCGAGAUUAAACCCAAAGAGAAGACCAAAGAUAUUAACUCUACAUUUGACAAGGAAGAAGUGCCCAAGAAAAAGGUGUCCACUAGACGUAAAUCGACUAAGUCAACGGAAGGAUCCGAGGAUCAAAAACCAGUAUCGAAAUCAAAGAAGAAAAAACCUAAAUCCGCGGAUGAAUCUAAGAAAGAGGAACCGAUCACAAAACCGAAAACUCCCGGAAAACCAGAACCGAAGGCAGAAGUCAAGCCUAAACCGGGAGAGACGAAGAUGGAACCAAAAGCCAAAUCUAAAGCAGAGGAAGUAAAGGAAGCCAAGUCCAAACCAGACGAAUCAAAGGAGGAAGCGAAAGCUAAACCUAAACUAGAGGAAGUAAAGGAAGUGUCAAAGACGAAGUCUAAAUCGAGCGAAAUAAAGGAGGAACCAAAAGCUAAAAUUAAAGAGGAAGAUGUAAAGGUUGAAGAAAAGCCUAAGGCUAAACCAGGGGAAGUCAAGAAAGAGGAACCUGCAACGAAACUUACAUCUAAACCAGUAGAACCGAAGAAAGAAGAAGAGAUUACUAAGAAAGGUCUGAAAUCCGUCAAGCAACUCGAGGAGGAGAAGAAAACUCAAGAAAAAGUCGAGCUUAAGCCGAAGAAUAUCAUCGAGACCAAACCGAAAUCCCGUUUACCACCAAAACAGGAAGUAAAAACCGAAAGCUUUCAGGGGAUUCAGCUUAAACCAGUUACGAAGGAUCCGAAACAGCCUCAACAGGCUGAAAAUAGUGGGGUGGAUCUCAAGAAAACUGAGAAGACAGAAAAGGUCGAUGCGAAGAAGGCAAAGGCAACGAAGGUAGCGAAGGAUGCAGGUUACGAGCUCCCGGAGAUUCCGGAUUAUGAAAGGGCUGUCCUGGAGAAACCUCAAGAAUUUGAUUUUGGUGAAUUUGUUCCUCGCGAUAAAACGAAACUUGAAAGACCGGUCACACAGAAAUUCGAUUCUAAGCCGAAGUUACCGGAAAUUAAAGCGCCCGAAACACCCAAGAUUGAAGUUAUCAAAGACGUGACACCGGUCGGCAGCAGGAAGAGCUCUUUAGCACCCGGAAGUGGUGCUGGCAGUCGACGUGGUUCGCUCAUACCGCCCGAGGAAUUAGGUCGUAGGCCCAGCUUGAUCAUUAGUGACGAGGAGCAUAGGAAGCUUCGUCCUGGCGAGGUGCUGGACGAGCGAAAGUUGGGAAAGUUACGGCCCGGUGAGGUUUUCGAAACAAAGCGUCGUCGUCCGAGUACAGCGGACAUCAGAAGACCCAGCGUGGCGGACCUCGAGAAUAGAAUCAAUUUACCUAGUACACCUCUGCGAGAUGUUGGACCAGCUGGACCACCCCAGAUCGUCGAUGUUCAGGAAUCGUACUCUGCUGUCGAAGACUCGACGGCAUAUCUUACCGUCGCGGUGGAAGGCACGCCCGCGCCAACUUUCAAAUUCUACAAGGGUAUUACCGAGAUCAUCGAGGGUGGCCGCUUCAAGUUCCUCACUGACUCGGAGACCAACACGAUCACCCUCUGCAUGAGGAAGACGAAACCCAACGACGAGGGCACUUACAAGAUCGUCGUGAGCAACAUCCAUGGCGAAGAUUCCGCCGAGAUGCAGCUCUAUGUUUCCGACGCCAGUGGCAUGGACUUCCGUGCUAUGUUGAAGAAGAGGAAAUAUCAAAAAUGGGCGCGAGAAGAAGCUGAGCAAGAAAAAGUAGAUUUGAAGGAAGUCGAGAAGCCCAUGCCGGCAUUGAAGAAAGUAGAAAAGAAACAAGAAAGUUUCCUGAAGCCACUGGUAGAUCAGUAUGCCAAGGAAGGCAAAGAUAAAAAGGUCGUCUUCGAAGCGAACUUUUCGAAACCGAAUUGCAAGCCGAAAUGGUUCUUCCGAAAAGACGAAUUAUUCCCAUCGGCGAAAUACAAAUUUAAAAACGAGGAGGAUUGUUAUCAGCUCGUUAUUUCUGGACCCAAAGUCGAAGACACUGGAAAAUAUACGAUUGAAAUUGCUGGCGUAUCCAGCACAGCUUUUCUCAAUGUAGAUGAACCUGAUCCAACGUAUACCUUCCUAAAGCCGUUAUCGAAAAAGACUAGCGGCUUUACAAAGCACGAAGCUUACAUGGAAUGUACAGUUAGUUCUAAUAUGGCGCAAAUUUCCUGGUACAAAGGCAAAACGAAACUCGAGGAUGGAGAUCAGUAUAGUAUUUCCAAAGAUAUGUCCGGCGUGUGUCGGCUGGCAAUUAGGAGCGCAACUCUCGAAGAUAGUGGCGAAUACACUUGCAAGAUAAACAAGCAGACGGAUAAGACCGAAACCAUACUCACUAUAGUCGAAUAUCCUUACAAGUUCGUCAAAGUGUUGAAACACCAGCAGUUGAUUGAAAAGGAAACCUUGACAUUACUUUGCGAACUGGAUGAUGCCGCGGGUGAAGUCCAAUGGUUCAAGGGUGAUCAAGCAAUCACGCCUGAUAAAAGAAUACAAAUUAAGGAAGAAGGCAGGAAACGAAAGCUCGUUAUUAAAGAUUGUAAAGUCACCGAUGCCGGACUUUACUCUUGCGUGAGUAACGCAGACAAGACCGAAGCUGAAAUUGUGAUAAACUAUGCCAAUCGCUUCAACAAGAAGUUGAAGGAUACUGUCGCGGUUGAAAGAGAGAAGUUGGUGCUGGACGUCGAACUUCAAGAUCAGACCGCGCCAGCUGUAUUCUACUUUAAUGGCGAGAAGAUCGAACCUAAUGAGAGAGUGGAGAUCAAGAAUUUGGGCGGUGGUAAGCACCAGUUGGUCUUCAAUAAGUUGGAAAUGACAGACGAUGGCGAGAUCACGUGCGAGAGUGGUCAGCUAACGAGCAGUUGUAAGCUCACUGUAAAGAAAGGCGAAAGCAAGCCGAUCGUUGACUUCCCCGAUAAAGUCGAAGGACCCUGCAGCGCUCCAUUGGUCUUUGUCGUGCCUUUCAAAAUUGAUGGCACCAAGCAGAGUCAAGUAGAAGCGAAACUGAUGAAAGACGGCAAACCUCUACCUCUCAAGGACGUUGAAAUUGUCGUUGGUGAGGAUAAAAUCACAUAUAAAAUCAAGAAACCUCAACGCGAAUCAUCUGGUAUCUAUCAGAUUAAAAUUGGUAAUAAUCAGGGUGAAGAAGUAAAGGAUGUCAAUAUUGUUAUGCAAGACGUUCCAUCUCCACCGUAUGACGUUGAAGUUAACGAGAUUUUCCAAAAUUCUUGCGUCGUAUCCUUCAAACCAUCAAAGGAUGAAGGCGGUGCACCCAUCAUGAAAUAUGUUAUUGAACGCCUCGAUCUUAGCUUAAAGUCUCAAUGGGAUAGCGUGGGUGAAGUCAUGUCAGGCGAAAAAUGUGUCUACAAAGUCGAAGAUCUAAUUGCGAAGAGGGAAUACAAAUUCCGCAUACGAGCAGUGAAUAAACUCGGUUCCAGCGAACCGGCAAUGUUCGGCAAACCAGUCUUAGCCAAGGAUCCAUGGGAUGAACCAGGCAAACCUACAAAUGUCGACGUAACUGAUUGGGACAAAGAUCACGCUGAUCUGACAUGGACAAAGCCCGAAAAUGAUGGCGGAGCUCCGAUUACUGGCUAUAUAAUUGAGUACAAGGAAAAGUUUGGCAAGGAAUGGGUAACGGGCAAGGAGAUUGAAGGCGAUGUGACUCAGGCGACUAUUGACGGUCUCAAAGAAGGCACGCAAUACGAGUUUAGGAUACGAGCAGUAAACAAGGCAGGUCCUGGUGAACCGUCUGAUGUCACUAAACCAAUUAUCGCUAAGUGCCGAUUUGUUAAGCCAUACAUUGUUGGCGAUGGUCUUACAAACUUAGUUGUCAAAAAGGGUCAAGUCAUCAAGUACGAUAUCAAGUACGCUGGCGAGCCAGAACCAGAGGUGCACUGGUUCCUGGGCCAGAAGGAGAUAAUCCAAGAUUCGGCCGAAAGAGUCACAAUUGAUAAAUAUGAGAGAAAUACCGUACUAACAGUUAGGAAGACUACCAGACCUGAUUCCGGAAAAUAUAAAUUAGUAUUGACGAACAGUUCUGGCACCUGCGAAAGCGUUGCCGACGUUGUUGUUCUUGAUAAGCCGUCGAUUCCGCAAGGACCUCUCAAAGUGGAGGAAGUCCGCUCCGAUCACGUUAAAGUUAAGUGGGAUACGCCAGAGGAUAACGGCGGUACCGAUAUUACAGGCUAUGUAUUGGAAAAAAUGGAUCUGGAUACUGGACGAUGGAUUCCUGCCGGAGAAACAAGCCCCAACGAGAAGGUUUUCACGUUCUCUGGUCUAACGCCCAAGAAGAAAUAUAAAUUCCGUGUCAAAGCGGUCAAUAAGGAAGGCGAAUCUGAACCUUUGGAAGUUGAGGAAGCCAUUAUCGCGAAAAAUCCUUACGAUGAGCCCGGCAAACCUGGUAAGCCGCAAAUCUUUGAUUAUGAUAAUGUCAGUGUAUCUUUGAAAUGGGAGAAACCGCAGAACGACGGUGGCAGACCGAUCACUCAUUAUACUGUCGAGAUAAAGGACAAAUUCGCCGUCGACUGGGUUGAGGUAAUGAAGACUACCGAUUCAACACCUGAGGCUAAAGUUGAAGGUCUUAAAGAAAAGAUGGUGUAUCAAUUUCGCGUUCGCGCUCACAAUAAGGCCGGUUCUAGCGAGCCAAGCGAACCUACAGACAAUCAUUUGUGCAAACACCGGAAUUUGAGACCGAGAAUCGACCGAACCAAUUUCAAAUCAGUCAUCAUCAAAGCUGGUCGCACCCAUAAAUGGUCUGUGGAUGUAUCUGGUGAACCUCCACCGGAGAUUAGAUGGAUCUGGAGAGAUAACAUCCCAUUAACUACUACUGAGCGCAUUAAGAUCGAGAAUGUCGAGUAUCACACGGACUUUACGAUUGUGAAUGCAAUGCGCAAAGAUACCGGAAAGUACACGCUUGUUGCUGAGAAUGCUAAUGGCAAAGACGAAGAAACCGUCGAGCUUACUGUACUCGGAAAACCGGAUGCUCCUAAAGGACCUCUGGAAGUCAGCGAUGUCACCAAUACCUCGGCGAAAGUGAAAUGGGAGAAACCAGAGGAUGAUGGUGGUGUGCCAAUCAAAGAAUAUGAAAUCGAGAAGAUGGACACAAAGACUGGUAAAUGGGUCAGAGUCGGCAAAGUGCCUGGAAAUUCACCGAAUACUGAAUUUGAAGUCACUGGGUUGAAUCCUGGAAGCGAAUACAAGUUCCGCGUAACAGCUGUCAAUGACGAGGGUGAUUCGGAGCCUCUAGAGAGUGAACGUGGCGUUAUUGCCAAGAAUCCUUACGAUGAACCUUUGAAGCCUGGAACGCCCGAAAUCACCGAUUACGACAACGAAUCUGUAAGUUUGAAAUGGGCUCCACCGGAAUUCGAUGGAGGAGCUCCUAUCGAAAAAUAUAUUAUCGAGAAAAAAGAUCGGUACAAACCCGAUUGGGAAAAGGCUAUCGAAGUACCUGGAAAUCAACUUGAGGGCAAAGUACCCGAUUUAAAGGAAAGAGGCGAGUAUCAGUUCCGAGUUAUUGCCGUAAACAAAGCCGGACCGUCGCCUCCGUCCGACGCGUCAAAGAUGCAGAUCUGCAAACACAAAGCUCUGAAACCGAGAAUCGACAGAACGAAUUUGAAACCCAUCAUCGUUCGAGCCGGUAAAACUGUUAAGUACGACGUGGAUGUACGUGGCGAACCACCACCGGAAAUCAAAUGGUAUCACGUCGGCAAUGAAGUAAAAUCCGGUGAGAACAUUGAAAUCAUCAAUAUUGAUUACAACACGAAGCUCACUAUUACUGAUAGCCUGCGCAAAAAUACUGGCGUAUGGAAGAUCAAGGCUGUCAAUCCUCAUGGCGAAGAUGAGGCGGAAGUUGAAGUAACGAUAUUAUCGGCUCCCGGAAAGCCAAAAGGACCACUCAAAGUGGCGGAUGUCACGAAAAAUGGUUGCAAACUCAAAUGGGGCAAACCGGAAGACGAUGGUGGCAAACCGGUAACUGGAUACCAAGUGGAGAAAUUGGAUAAAUCGACAGGCAGAUGGAUACCAGUUGGUCGUACCGCAGAUACCGAAAUGGACGUAAAGGGUCUUCAGGAAGGACACGAAUAUGAGUUUAGAGUAAAAGCUCUAAAUGAAGAAGGAGAAUCGGAACCACUUGUAUCAGACGGUUCUACACUUGCAAAGAACCCUUAUGAUGUUUCAAGUAAGCCUGGAACACCGGAACUCGAAGAUUGGGACGUCGAUCGCGUCGAUCUCAAAUGGGAACCUCCAAAAGAUACUGGCGGUGCGCCAAUCACUGGUUACAUUAUUGAAAAGAAGGAGAAACCUUCUUCGCAAUGGGAGGAAGCUCUUGUCACCGACUCGCCACAACCAAAAGGUCGUGUUACCGGUUUGAAAAAAGGUUCUACUUAUCAGUUCCGUAUUCGAGCUGUUAACAAGGCUGGACCAUCGGAGCCUAGCGAUCCGACCAAGCCGCACGUUGCAAAAGCAAGAUUCCUGAAACCGCACAUCAACCGUGAUAAGCUGCAGACUAUCAAAGUAAGAGCAGGUCAAUUAGUGAAGUUGGAAGUUGAUGUCGAAGGUGAACCUCCUCCAACAGUUACAUGGAGUUUCGCUGGUGCACCACUUUCAACUGGAGCCAAUAUUAAAAUUGAUAACGAAGAUUACCUCACUAAGAUUCAGUUAAUAAAUACCAGUCGAAAGUUAACUGGAAAAUAUACUAUCAAGGCUGUGAACGAUUCUGGACAAGAUGAGGCCGAUGUAGAAAUUAACAUUCUUGACAAGCCUGGAAAGCCGGAAGGACCACUGGAAGUGACCGACGUGCACAAAGAGGGCUGCAAAUUGAAGUGGAGCAAGCCGAAAGAUGAUGGUGGACUUCCCCUGUCCAGUUACAUAGUAGAAAAAAUGGAUGUGACGACAGGUCGUUGGGUACCAGCCGGUAUCGUGGACCCUGAUAAAACUGAACACGCAGUUACCGGUUUGGAACCUGGCCAUAAGUACGAAUUUCGUGUAAAGGCUGUGAAUGAAGAGGGAGAAUCAGAACCUCUGCAAACCGACGUUGGCAUCGUAGCUAAAAAUCCAUAUGAUGCUCCAGCGGCGCCUGGACUUCCAGAGAUUGUCGAUUGGUCAGAGAAUAUGGUAAAGCUUAAGUGGGAACCACCAAUAAGAGACGGCGGUGCACCAAUUACUGGAUAUAUCAUCGAAAUGAAGGAUAAAUUCGGUACUAAUUUCGUCAAGGCUGCUGAAGUGCAAGGGCCCGUAUGUACUGGCACAGUUCCACGUUUAGAAGAAGGUAAUCAGUAUCAAUUCAGAAUACGCGCCGUUAAUAAAGCUGGACCUGGUGAACCUAGCGAGGCUACCAAUCCGCACACUGCUAAAGCUCGUUGGCUGAAACCGUAUAUUGAUCGCACGAAUCUGCAACCCAUAACGGUAAAAGUUGGCCUUACUGUAAGUCUGGAUGUAAACAUAAUUGGCGAGCCGCCGCCAAAAGUAACUUGGACUUUCAAAGAUAAGGAACUCGUAUCGGAUGACACGAUACGAAUCGACAAUGUUGAUUACAACACGAAAUUCUUUAUACUAAAAACUAAACGCGCACACACUGGCAAAUACGUGAUCAAUGCGAAGAACGAAGUCGGCGAGGAUACUGCUGAAGUAGAAAUCACUGUUCUUGGCAAGCCCAGCAAGCCAAAAGGUCCUUUGGAAGUGAGCGAUGUUAACAAACAUGGCUGCAAACUCAAAUGGGACAAACCCGAAGAUGAUGGUGGUGCACCGGUCGAAUACUAUGAGAUCGAGAAGCUGGAUCCUCUUACAGGACAAUGGGUACCUUGUGGUCGUAGUACCGAACCUGAAGCAACCAUUACAGGAUUGCAGGAAGGUAAACCAUAUAAAUUCCGCGUGAAAGCUGUCAAUAGAGAAGGAGAAUCUGAUGAUUUGGAAGCUGACAAGUCCAUCAUAGCUAAAAAUCCAUUCGAUGAACCGGGUAAACCUGGUCGACCUGAACUCAAGAACUGGGACAAAGAUUUCGUCGAUCUCGAAUGGACUCCUCCCAAAGAUGAUGGUGGUGCGCCAAUCGAGAAGUACAUUGUGCAGAUGCGAGACAAAGAAGGCAGACAAUGGGUGGAUGUUGCUAAGGUUUCAGGAGACCGAACUGCUGCUAAAGUGACUGACGGUAUCCAGGAAGGUCAUGAAUAUGAGUUUAGGAUCGUGGCAGUCAAUAAAGCUGGACCUGGCGAGCCCAGUGAUACUUCAAAAAGCGUCGUGGCUAAACCUCGAUUCUUGGCACCGCACAUUGAUCGUAAAAAUCUCCACAAGAAAAUCAUGCGAAUUGGCCAGAUGCUGCGACUUGAGGCUGACAUCAAGGGUGAGCCGCCACCAAUUGUUACGUGGAAACUCAAGGAUAAGGUGCUGAAGAGCAUGGAUCGACUCAAGAUUGAGAACGAGGAUUAUCAUACUAUGUUUAUCCUUAAUAAGCUUCAGCGUUCGGAUACCGGCACAUACACCGUUAUUGCCAAGAAUGACAGUGGCACUGAUCAGGUCGACGUCGAGCUUCAGGUUCUAAGUAAGCCUGGCAAACCAAAAGGACCGCUUGAAGUGUCCGAUGUGACAGCCGAAGGUUGUAAGCUAAAAUGGAACAAACCCGAUGAUGACGGUGGCGAACCGGUUGAUCAUUAUGUUGUCGAAAGAAUGGAUGUGGACACUGGACGUUGGGUACCAUGCGGUACUAGCAAAACUCCAGAAGCAGACGUGUCUGGAUUAAACGAGGGCAAGGAUUAUCAAUUCCGUGUCAAAGCUGUAAACUCCGAGGGCGAAUCCGAACCUCUAGAAACGUCCAUACCGACAACUGCCAAAAAUCCUUAUUCUGAACCCGAUGCACCUGGCAAACCCGAAUUGAAGGACUGGUCGAAGAAUCAUGUUGACUUGAAAUGGAAAGCCCCGAAGAAGGACGGCGGUGCACCAAUUGAAAAAUAUAUCAUUGAAAAGAAAGAUCAAUAUGGCAAAUGGCAGAAAGCCGCGGAAGUUCCGGGUAACAAAACCGAAGCCAAAGUACCAGAUCUUGUGGAAGGUCAAAAAUAUCAAUUCCGAGUUAAGGCCGUGAACAAAGGUGGCCAGAGCAAGCCCAGCGAACCCAGCGAAACCCUGAUCGCCAAGGAUCGCUACGCCGCGCCCAAGAUCGAUCGCACAAAUCUGAAGGAUAUUACAAUCAAGGCCGGUAGUGUCAUUCGGCUGGAUGUCAAAGUUACGGGUGAACCACCGCCAAGCAAGACAUGGUUCCUGAACAAGGCUAAGCAGGAAUCCGGCAACGUCUUGACCAUUGAAACGGAGGAUUACAAGACCAAGUUCGUAGUCUCAUCGGCGACUAGGGCGCACUGUGGCACGUUGACUUUGAAGGCGGAGAAUAGUUCCGGCAAAGAUGAGGCGUCCAUCGAGAUCUUGGUAUUGGACAAACCUAGCAAACCUGAAGGACCACUCAAGGUUUCCGACGUACAUAAAGAGGGCUGUACUCUCAAGUGGAAUCCACCAGCGGAUGAUGGUGGUGUACCUUUGGAUCACUAUGUGGUCGAGAAGAUGGAUACAGAAACCGGUAGAUGGAUACCUGUCGCACGUACUAAGGAACCCACAAUGGAGGUAGAGAACUUGGUGCCCGGACAGGAAUACAAGUUUCGAGUUGCGGCUGUAAACGCGGAAGGUGAAUCCGAACCAUUAGAGACCGAGCAUGGAAUCGUUGCCAAGAAUCCAUUUGAUGAACCUGGUGCACCAGGACGUCCGGAAGCGACCGACUGGGACAAGGAUCACGUGGAUCUGCGAUGGACUCCACCGUUAAAAGACGGCGGAUCUCCAAUCACCGGAUACGUGAUCGAGAAGCGGGAGAAGGGCGCACCCAAGUGGAUCAAAGCAUGCGAGACUGGGCCGGAUUGCAAGGGCCGCGUCGACAAUCUCGACGAAGGUGUCGAAUAUGAAUUCAGAGUCAAGGCCAUUAAUGCUGCUGGUCUCGGUGAACCAUCCGAUGCUAGCAAACCGAUUACCGCCAAAAGUCGAAGACUCCCGCCGAAGAUUGACAGACGUAAUCUGCGCGAUAUAACUGUGCGCGAAAACGAAGCAUUCCACUUUGACGUCAAAAUUAUCGGAGAACCACCGCCAGACGUUACAUGGGUAAUCAACAAUAAGAGUAUCCAGCAAACCACACAUCGCAGAAUACAAAAUGUGCCUUACAAUAGCAAAUUCUUCAACGAUAAGCCCGAACGUAAGGAUAGUGGCACUUAUAAAAUCACAGCAGUCAAUCAGCAUGGAUCCGAUACCGCCGAAGUCGAAGUCACCGUUGUCUCCAAGCCUGGCAAACCAGAAGGACCAUUGGAGGUAUCUGACGUGCACAAAGAAGGAUGUACGCUUAAAUGGAAGAAACCUAAGGAUGACGGUGGAGAACCACUUGAAGGCUAUCUUGUGGAGAAGUUUGAUCCAGAGACCGGUGUCUGGUUACCAGUUGGUAAAACUACUGGGCCCGAGAUGAAGGUCGAAGGGCUUAUACCGGGACAUGAGUACAAGUUCCGAGUCAAAGCACUUAAUAAAGAAGGAGAGUCUGAACCAUUGGAAACCUUUAGCUCCAUCGUAGCGAAAGAUCCGUUCACUGUACCAACUGCACCUGGAGCACCGGAACCGGUCGAUUGGACAGCUAAUCAGGUUGAACUUGCCUGGAAAGAACCUGUCAGCGAUGGUGGAUCGCCUAUCACGGGCUACAUCAUUGAGAAGAAAGAUAAAUACAGCACUAUGUGGGAGAAGGCUUUGGAAACCGGGACACCGGUCACCAAAGCUUUGGUACAUGGUCUAAUAGAAGGCAAUGAUUAUCAAUUCCGCGUGAUUGCCGUAAACAAGGCUGGUCAGUCAGAGCCUGGUGAAGCAAGCAAGACGUUUACUGCUAAGCCGCGUUUCUUGGCCCCGAAGAUUGACAGGCGCAAUUUGAGGGACGUUACCCUGUCCGCUGGCUCGAUGCUGAAAUUCGAUGCCAAUGUGAUCGGCGAACCACCACCACAUAUCGAGUGGCGUUACGGCGCAAUACCACUUCAUUCCGAUCGCAAGGUGCAGAUCGACAACAUCGACUACAAUACCAAAUUUAGCAUACGUCCGGUAUCGCGGGACGACAGUGGUGAUUACACUGUUACUGCCAGCAAUUCAUCGGGCAAAGACUCGGUGACGGUGCAGGUGACGGUGACGGACAAACCUACGCCGCCUGAGGGACCGCUUCAGGUGUCGGAUGUACACAAGGAAGGAUGCAAGUUGAAGUGGAAGAGACCUAAAGACGACGGCGGCACGCCCAUCGAGUAUUACCAAGUGGAUAAAAUGGACCCGGAGACCGGAUGUUGGGUACCUUGCGGACGUUCUACCGAACCGACUCUCGAGGUGACAGGUUUAACACCUGGCAAGGAGUAUCUCUUCCGGGUGGCCGCUGUCAAUGCCGAGGGCGAAUCAAAACCUUUGGAAGCGGAGCAGACGAUAGUAGCCAAAAAUCCAUUUGACGAACCAGGCAAACCGGGUGAUCUCCGAGCCACUGAUUGGGAUAAGGAUCACGUCGAUUUGAAAUGGACUCCGCCGGAGAAUGAUGGCGGUUCGCCAAUCACUGGUUACGUAAUUGAAAAGAAAGACAAGUACGGCGAAUGGGAGAAGACACUGGAGGUGCCUGCAGAUGAAACAUUCGCUACAGUACCAGAUCUUAUCGAAGGUCAACCAUACGAGUUCCGCGUGCGUGCCGUGAACAAAGCUGGACCUGGUGAACCGUCGGACGCCACGCCGACUAUCAUAGCCAAACCACGCAAUCUAGCGCCCAGGAUUGAUCGUACCAACUUAAUUGAAGUGAAGAUCAAGGCCGGCCAAAACUUCAACUUCGAUUGUAAAGUAACGGGCGAGCCACCGCCAACUACCAAAUGGAUGCUAAAUGGUAAGGAGGUCCGACCGUCUGAGCGUGUUAAAGUCAAGCACGUGGAUUACAACACUAGUUUGAACGUGCGGAUGGCUACGCGUGCGGAAUCCGGCAAAUACACUAUCACUGCUGAAAAUAUUAAUGGCCGAGAUGAGGCAUUCGUCAAAGUAACUGUGCUGGAUAAGCCGAGUCCACCUCAAGGUCCACUUCGCGCAUCUGAUGUGCACGCCGAAGGCUGCAAACUCACGUGGAAACCGCCUGAAGAUGAUGGUGGGCAGCCAGUUGAGAAAUAUGUCGUGGAAAAAAUGGACGAGGCCACAGGUCGUUGGGUGCCGGCCGGAGAGACUGAUGGACCGGAAACGAACUUGCAAGUGGAAGGCUUGACGCCAGGGCAUAAAUACAAAUUCAGAGUGCGAGCAGUUAACAAGCAGGGUAAAUCUGAGCCUCUCACCGCCAUGCAGGGCAUUGAGGCGAAGAAUCCUUUCGAUGAACCAGGAAAACCGGGUACGCCAGAGGUGAUUGAUUAUGAUAGGGACUUCGUUGAGCUUCAAUGGAGUCGUCCUGAGGAAGAUGGUGGAUCACCAAUCACCGGUUAUAUCAUAGAGAAACGCGACAAAUACAGUCCGACCUGGGAGAAAUGCGCAGAAAUUGAUGGCGACACGAAUCGUGGAAGAGUCGACGAUCUAGUCGAGGGAACUCCAUACGAAUUCCGUGUAAGAGCUGUCAACAAGGCUGGUCCUGGCGAAGCUUCGGAGGCGUCCAAAUCCCAUAUAGCGCGACCGAAGAAUCUCCCACCGAAAAUUGACAGGAAGUACAUGUUAGACGUGAAAGUGCGUGCUGGCAGUUUCUUCGACUUCGAUGUGCCGGUAACUGGCGAGCCACCACCAAGCAAGGAGUGGUCGCUAAAAGAUAACGUAGUGAUGGCAAGUGAUCGUAUCAAGAUCAUCAAUGAGGAUUACAACACUAAAGUACGCGUGAUGGAGGCGAAACGUUCCGAUUCCGGCAUCUAUACGCUUGUGGCCAAGAAUGUGAACGGCAAAGAUUCUGCUACAUUAACGGUGAACGUGCUGGAUGUACCUUUGCCACCAGAAGGUCCAUUGAAGAUCGACAACGUCACUAAAAAUGGCUGCACUUUGAAGUGGCGGCCACCCAAGGAUGACGGCGGUUCUGAGAUCCAAUAUUAUCAGGUUGAGAAAAUGGAUAUGGAAAAUAUGCGCUGGGUGCCUGUGGCUGAGGCUAACACCACUUCAGCGCAUGUGGGCCACCUGAUUGAGGGACACGACUAUCAGUUCCGUGUUCGAGCGGUCAAUAAGCAAGGCGAGUCUCAGCCAUUGACGGGAAUGGACACUAUCACUGCCAAGGAUCCGUUUGCUAAGCCAGACAAACCUGGUACGCCGGUCGCCACCGACUGGGAUAAAGAUCAUGUAGAUCUGGAAUGGACACCACCUAAGAAAGACGGCGGAUCGCCCAUAACCAGCUAUAUUAUCGAAAAACGACCUCGUUUUGGACAAUGGGAAAAGGCUGCUGAGAUACCCGGAAACCAGACUAGCGGCAGAGUACCUGAUCUGACCGAGGGUCAAGAAUACGAGUUCAGAGUCAUCGCUGUGAACAAGGGCGGACCUGGUGAACCAUCCGAAGCAUCGGCGCCAAUUGUUGCUAAGCCUCGUUUCAUUGCUCCUUCGUUCGACACACAUUUGCUGCACGAUUUGGUGGUUCGCGCCGGUCAGAAAAUCAGUUACAACAUUCCUAUUGUGGCGUCACCUAAACCGAAGGCAACGUGGAAUCGCGAUGGUGUACAGAUUGUAGCCGAUGCUCGUCAUGAGAUGUACACUACUAACACUGAAACUUCCUUCGAGAUUCCAUUCUCUGUCCGUAGUGAUACUGGACGUUAUACUCUAACUUUGGAGAACGAACAUGGUAGUUUCAGUGCCAGCGCGAGAGUCACUGUUCUCGACAGACCGGCACCGCCAGAGAAACCUUUGGAUGUCAGCAAUGUCACCAAAGAAGGUUGCCACUUAACGUGGGGACAUCCUCUUGAUGAUGGCGGAAGUUCCAUUUUGCACUAUGUUAUUGAGAAGAUGGACUUGUCUCGUGGAACUUGGUCUGACGCCGGUAUGAGCAUGGUGUUGAGCCAUGAGGUCAACCGUCUGAUUCAUCGCAAAGAAUAUUUAUUCCGUGUUAAAGCUGUUAAUAAUAUCGGAGAAUCCGAUCCGCUCGAGACCACGAAAAGCAUCAUCGCGAAGAACGAAUUUGAUGAACCGGACGCGCCUGGCAAACCGCAAAUCAUGGACUGGGACAAAGACCAUGUAGAUUUACAAUGGCCGGUGCCAAAGAAUGACGGUGGAUCACCGAUCACAGGCUAUAUUGUUCAGAAGAAAGAGAAGGGCAGCCCUUAUUGGGUGAAUGCAGUACACGUACCGGCUGGUCAAAACAGUACGACUGUUCCAGAUCUGACAGAAGGUCAAGAUUAUGAAUUCCGUGUGAUCGCUGUCAAUGCCGCCGGUCAAUCUGAACCAUCGGAACCUAGCGAUCUCGUCACUGCCAAACCUCGUUUUCUGGCUCCGAAAAUCAAAACGCCCUUACAGGACGUUCGUAUCAAGGCUGGACUUAUUUUUCAUGUGGAUAUCGACUUCAUCGGCGAACCGACGCCGGAAGCAAGUUGGAGUGUAGGAAGCAAUGAAUUGACUUCCAAUGAUAGAACGACGAUCACAUCGAUUGGCUAUCAUACAAUUGUGCAUAUCGUCAAUGCUAAAAGGUCUGACUCAGGAUUAUACCAUUUGUUGCUAAAGAAUAGCAGCGGCAUAGAUGAAGGCAGCUUCCAAGUGACCGUCUUAGAUAAACCUGGACCGCCGGAAGGUCCUUUGCAAUAUGAAGAAAUCACCAAUCAAUCCGUCACGCUCUCGUGGAAGCCACCCAAGGAUAAUGGAGGCAGCGAACUUACUGGAUACGUCAUUGAAAAGCGCGAUCUCACGCAUGGUGGUGGUUGGGUGCCUGCAGUUACACAUGUCAAUCCCAAGUAUAAUCAUGCUACUGUGCCAAGAUUGCUAGAAGGAACUACUUACGAAUUUCGCGUGUCUGCAGAAAAUCUUCAGGGUCGUUCUGAACCAUUGACCACCGAUCGAUCUGUUGUUGCCAAAAAUCAAUUCGUUGUUCCUGGACAACCCGGCAAGCCAGAAUGCGUGGACGCCGAUAAAGAUCACAUCAAGAUCAAAUGGACUCCACCUAUUAGCAACGGCGGCUCCAAGAUCAUUGGUUACGAUGUGGAGCGUCGUGAUCGUGCUACAGGUCGCUGGAUAAAGCAGAACAAAGAACCUGUCAGAUAUCCUGAAUAUUACGAUGAUCAUGUGACCGAGGGUCAUCAAUAUGAAUAUCGCGUAUCGGCUAUAAAUGCCGCAGGCGCCGGAAAAGCGAGCGAGACUUCAUCCGUGUUCACGGCUAAACCUAUGAAGGAGAAACCGAAACUUUAUCUAGAUGCUCUAAUUGGACGUAAGAUCAAGGUCCGCGCUGGAGAACCAAUCAAUGUCAACAUACCAUUGUCCGGCGCGCCCACGCCAAAGAUCGAAUGGACCAAGGAUGGAAGAUCGCUCAUGGAAACUCUUCGCCUAUCUACUGAGACUAAGAGCGAUCGAACACAACUUCUGAUCGAAAAAUCCGUGCGAGAUGACGGUGGCAUGUAUACCGUGACGGCGACGAAUGAGCAUGGAAAAGAUUCAGCUGACAUCGAAGUGAUAGUCGUGGAUAAACCUGGACCGCCUCAGGGUCCUUUGCAAUACACUGGCACGACGCAAGAAUCCAUCGGCCUGUCCUGGAACCCACCGGCGGACAAUGGCGGAUCUGAUAUCACGAACUACAUUGUCGAAGUUUCUGAUUAUGAUUCUGACAAUUGGCGACAAGUGCCGGGAUACGUUCCCAGGACGAACUUUACGGCGAAGGGGUUGACUGAAGGCAAAAAGUAUGUCUUUAGAGUCCGUGCUGAGAACAUGUACGGUGUAUCAGAACCCUUGGAGGGCAAACCCGUAAUCGCCAAGAGUCCGUAUGAUCCACCGGAUGCACCAAAUCAACCUGAAAUUCUUGGUUACACUCCUAAUAGUUGCAGUCUGGCAUGGAAUCCACCUAUCAAUACCGGAGGAAAGCCUAUAACUGGUUAUUACGUGGAAAAGCGUGAGCGCGGCGGUGAAUGGUUGAAGGUUAACAAUUACCCGACACCAAACACGACAUUUACCGUGCAGGAUCUUCACGAAGGUUCGCGAUAUGAGUUUAGAGUAAGUGCUGUUAAUGAGGCUGGACCUGGAAAACCCAGCAAACCCACUGAACCAAUCAUAGCCGGACAUCAACGCUUACGUCCUGAUGCACCUGAGCCGCCCAAGGCGGACAGGAUCACCAAGGAUUCAGUGACCCUAAGCUGGCGAUCACCGCGAAGUGACGGUGGUUCAAAAAUUCGAGGAUAUAUUAUCCAAAAGAAGGCUAAGGGUGAUGACGAUUGGUCAGAUGUAAAUGGUGCGCCCAUACCGAGCAACGUAUAUACUGUGCCAAAUUUAAAAGAGGGCGAGGAGUAUCUCUUCAGAGUAUUUGCAGUGAACGAUGUCGGUAGCAGCGACCCGAGUCGACCCAGUAAUCCAAUUGUCAUCGAAGAACAACCUAACAAACCAGUUAUGGAUCUUGGUGGAGUUCGCGACAUUACCGUUCGCGCCGGCGAGGACUUUUCUAUUCACGUGCCUUACAUUGGCUUCCCCAAACCGACCGCCACGUGGUUUGCCAAUGAUGUCAUUAAGGAUGAAACCGAUCCACGUGUGCAUCAACAGCUAGCUGAUGAUUUUGCCAGUCUGGUAGUGAAGAAUGCAAAACGUUCAGAUGGAGGACAGUAUAGACUCCAGUUACGCAACUCAUCUGGAUUUGAUACAGCAACCGUUAACGUCAAGGUCCUCGAUCGUCCUAGUCCACCCGAAAAUCUUCGCGCGGAUGAAUUCGGUGGCGAUGCUCUUACUCUCUUCUGGAAUCCGCCCAAGGACAAUGGUGGUGCUGACAUUACUAAUUACGUGAUCGAAAAGAAGGAAUUGAAGGCUGUCACAUGGUCCAAGGUAAGCAGCUAUGUUACGACACCGUUUGUGCGAGUCAGAAAUUUGACGGUCGGUCAAGUCUACGAGUUCCGGGUGAUGGCGGAGAAUCAGUAUGGUACGUCGGAUCCGGCGACAACAAUCGAUCCAAUUAAGGCGCGACACCCGUUCGAUCCUCCGGGUGCACCUGGCACACCUCGCGGUGUGGAGACCACCGAGGAUAGCAUCACCAUUACCUGGACCAAACCUCGUCAUGACGGUGGAUCGCCGAUCCUCGGAUACGUCAUCGAGAAACGUCUUCUGAACGAAGAUAAGUGGGUCAAAGCCACACCGGCUCUGGUACAUGACACCACUUACAAGGUUACUGGAUUGAUUGAAAAUCAUGAUUACGAGUUUCGGGUAGCUGCGGAAAAUGCCGCUGGUCGCGGACCAUGGAGUUCCAACUCCGAUGUUAUUCGCGCCAGCGCUGCACCAUUCCCGCCAAAGAUCACGAGCGACCUCAGCAUUCGCGAUAUGACUGUGAUUGCUGGAGAACCAUUCACCAUUACGGUACCGUAUACAGCAAAUCCCAAACCAAGACCGAAUUGGUCUAUCAAUGGCGAAGAGGUUCUCACUGGCGAGAGGAUCAAAUUCGAGACAACCGACGUAGCUUCACAGUUUAUUAACAAAAAAGCAAAGAGAUCGGAUACUGGCACGUACACGAUAUAUCUCACAAAUACUGUCGGCACGGAUUCCGCCUCAUGCAAGGUCUUAGUUGUCGACAAACCGUCACCACCUUUGGCGCCUUUGGAUAUCUCCGAUAUCACUCCGGAAACCUGUACGUUAACAUGGAAACCGCCCUUCGAUGAUGGUGGUUCGCCAAUCACGAAUUACAUAGUCGAGAAACUAGAUCCGGCUGGCUUCUGGGUGAAGCUUAGCAGCUUUGUGAGAAGCACGCAUUAUGAUGUGAUCGGUCUGGAGCCGAAUCGCACGUACAACUUCCGCGUAAGAGCAGAGAAUCAGUAUGGCAUAUCUGAUCCAUUGCAAGCUGAUGAACCGAUAACAGCUAAAUUCCCAUUCACGGUGCCAGAUCCACCUGGACAGCCACGUAUCAUCGACUGGGAUACCUCGAAUGCUACAGUGGUCUGGUCAAGACCAUUAUCCGACGGUGGUUCUCGUAUUCAGGGUUAUAAGAUUGAGUUCCGCGAUCCCGCUGAGGAUGUGCAAUGGCGCGUGGCAAACGAUUAUCUCUUCAAGGAUACCACAUACGUGUGCUAUGGUCUGAUGAGCGGUCAUGAGUAUGAAUUUAGAAUCCGCGCAAAGAACGCGGCCGGUUUCAGUAAACCAAGCCCACCAUCUGCGCCGUUUAGACUCAAGAGCAAGUUCAACGUACCAUCGCCACCUGGCACGCCACAAGUCACCAAAGUUGGCAAGAAUUACGUUGAUUUGCGAUGGGAACCGCCCGUAUCUGACGGCGGCAGUAGGAUCACUGGCUAUGUGAUCGAGAAGCGCGAGGUGGGCAGUGCGAUGUGGUCCAAGUGUAAUGAGUAUAAUGUCGUCGAUACCGAGUACACGGUCAUGCACUUAAUUGAGCGAGGUGACUAUGAGUUCAGGAUCUUUGCGGUGAACGCGGCUGGCAGAUCCGAACCAAGCUCAUGCACUACCCCAGUGAAAAUCUGCGAGGUCGAGGGUGGUGAGAAACCGGAGUUUAUCAGAAACCUGCCAAUCAGUCAGAUUAUACCACUUGGCAAGACUCUUGUUCUCGAAUGCGAGGCUACGGGUAAACCACUGCCAACUGCCAGGUGGCUGAAGAACGGUCGUGAGAUCACUUUAGGAGGUCGCUUCCGCGCCGAAGCAAUAAAUGGCAUUUAUAGAUUGGUGAUAUCCGAAGUAUGGGACGCAGACGAUGGCGAUUAUAGCUGCCAGAUUUCGAAUCCGCUCGGCGUCGCCGUGACCACGUGCAGGCUAAAGAUCGGUACGCCGCCACGCAUCGAGCGCAUGCCGAACGAUCUCUAUCUACCGGAAGGCGACAACACGAAGAUUAAAAUUUACUACAGUGGCGAUCAACCGAUGGAAGUGACUCUGAAGAAAGAUGGUCGCCAAAUCGUGGAGACAACACAUAUCAAAUAUACUGUAUUCGACGAGUAUCUAAUUAUCUUCAUCAAAGAUAUCCAAAAGGACGAUGCAGGCAUUUACGAUUUGUCCAUCUCGAACGACAGUGGCAGCGUCAGCGCAUCCUUUAACGUAUACAUUACUGGAUUGCCUGGACCGCCAACUGGACCGCUUGAUGUUUCUGAUAUUGAUAAGCAUACAUGCACCUUGUCCUGGCAUCCACCCAAAUAUGAUGGUGGUCUUCGAGUUACUCAUUAUGUGGUGGAGCGUCGUGAUGUCAGCCAUACGCAUUGGAUCAUUGUGUCAUCCUUCUGUAAAGACUGUACUUUCGUCGUGCAGGGACUUACCGAGGGUCAGGAGUAUCUUUUCCGAGUGAUGGCCGCCAACGACAACGGCAUGGGCCCGCCGUUAGAGGGCAUUAACCCAAUCAAGGCCAAGGCACCGUUUGAUCCACCAGGACCACCCGGUACGCCUAAAGUCAUUGAAGUGGGUGGAGAUUUUGUCAAUCUUUCAUGGGAAAAACCAGAAACGGACGGCGGUGCCAAAAUCCAGGGUUACUGGAUCGAUAAGAGAGAAGUUGGCAGUCAGGCAUGGCAGCGUGUAAACGUCAGUAUCUGCCUGCCAACGCAGAUCAAUAUCAGCAAUCUGAUCGAAGGAAGGCAAUACGAGUUCCGGGUAUUUGCUCAAAAUAUUGCAGGACUUAGUCCUGAAUCGAAAGCUUCGACCUCUGUGAAGAUUGUUGAUCCACAAGCAGCGAAGCCUCCGGAAAUCAUUCAACCUCUUCAGAAGGUGAAUUGCGUCCAGAAUCACAAUGCCCACUUCCAAUGCAAGAUUAUCGGCACACCGAAGCCAAAUAUCACUUGGUUCAAGGGCGCCCGCGAGAUUGUGAGCGGUAGUCGCUACAACAUCUAUUCCGAGGGCGAUACCCACAAUCUCAUCAUCCAUGACGUGUUCGGUGAGGAUGCCGAUGAAUAUUUCUGCCGUGCAGCAAAUAAAUGCGGUGUGAAAUCUACCAAGGGUGAACUCUUCAUCAAGACACCGCCGAAGCUAAACGUGCCGCCACGUUUCCGUGACACUGCCUUCUUUGACAAAGGUGUGAACGUCGUCAUCAAGAUUCCUUUUACCGGUUAUCCAAAACCAAAGAUUACGUGGGUACGCGAAGGGGAAGUAAUCGAGUCUGGUGGACAUUAUGCUGUCGAAGUAAAAGAGCGGCACGCUGUGUUGACGAUACGUGAUGGCAGUCGUAUGGACUCCGGUCCCUAUCGCAUCUCCGCCGAAAAUGAUCUCGGUCAGGACACAGCCAUCAUCAAGAUUCAGAUCAGCGAUCGUCCAGAUCCACCCAGAUUCCCGCAAGUGGAUAAUAUCGGUCAUGACUCGCUAGCAGUCAGCUGGAAGCCGCCAGUUUGGGAUGGUGGCAGUAACAUCACCAACUAUGUGGUGGAGAAGCGUGAGCAUCCGAUGAGCAGCUGGAUCCGUGCUGGCAACACUCGUUUCUGCACAUUUGCAGUAACCGGUCUUAGUCCUGGAAAGCAAUAUGAUUUCCGGGUGUGUGCAGAGAAUAUCUACGGUCGUUCGGAUCCGAGUGAAGUAACGCCGUUGAUUACUACGAAGGGCGUGAUUAAGCGCGAGUUCAAGAAGAAAGAAUAUGAGGUGGACGCGAGCGGCAAGAAAAUACGUGGUCGCGAAGAUGAGAAGCCGCGUGAUUACGACCAGUUCGUGUUCGACGUGUAUAGUAAAUACGUGCCGCAACCAGUUGAAAUCAAGCACACAUCAGUCUACGACAAAUAUGACAUUCUGGAGGAGAUCGGCACUGGCGCGUUCGGCGUAGUACACCGCUGCCGCGAGAGGACCACCGGUAACAUUUUCGCUGCUAAAUUUAUCCCGGUAUCGCAUGUGAUGGAGAAAGAGCUAAUCAGAAAGGAGAUCGACAUCAUGAAUCAACUGCAUCAUCCCAAGCUGAUCAACUUGCACGACGCCUUUGAAGAUGAUGAUGAGAUGGUGCUAAUUUUCGAAUUCUUGUCCGGCGGAGAACUAUUCGAGAGGAUUACGGCCGAGGGUUAUACUAUGUCCGAAGCGGAAGUCAUUAAUUAUAUGAGGCAGAUCUGUGAGGGCGUCAAGCAUAUGCACGAGAAGAACAUUAUCCAUCUCGAUAUUAAACCCGAGAACAUCAUGUGCCAAACUCGUAACAGUACGAAUGUGAAACUGAUUGAUUUCGGUCUAGCUACUAAACUCGAUCCGAAUGAAGUAGUAAAGAUCAGUACAGGCACGGCUGAAUUUGCCGCUCCCGAAAUUGUUGAACGUGAACCUGUCGGUUUUUAUACCGAUAUGUGGGCCUGUGGUGUACUAGCUUAUGUCCUAUUGAGCGGUCUUUCACCAUUUGCCGGUGAUAACGACAUCGAGACCUUAAAAAAUGUGAAGGCAUGCGAUUGGGACUUUGACGAGGAGGCAUUCCGUGACGUUUCCGAAGAGGGUAAAGAUUUCAUCAGGCGACUACUCGUCAAAAAUAAAGAGAAGCGCAUGACUGCGCACGAGUGUCUCCUUCAUCCAUGGUUGACCGGCGAUCAUAGCAAGUGGACCAAUCCAAUCGCCAACAGUCGUUACCUUAGCAUCAGAGAUAGAUUGCGCGCCAAGUACGAAAAUUGGGACAAGUAUGUCCUUCCCAUCGGUCGUCUAGCCGAGUACUCAUCGCUCAGGAAACUUUUAAUCGAGAAAUACAGAAUUUAUGAUUCUUGCUUCGAUCGUCGACAAGCAGCACCGAGAUUUGUCAUCAAACCGCAAAGUGCGUUCGCCUAUGAAGGACAGAGUGUGAAAUUCACUUGUCGCGUGAUUGCGAUUGCGGCACCAACCUUAUCUUGGUCACAUAACAAUCAAGAGUUACGGCAAUCUGUUAAAUUUAUGAAGCGAUAUCAUGGUGACGAUUACACCUUUAUUAUCAACAGAGUUAAGUUGGAAGAUAGAGGAGAAUACAUUAUACGCGCGGAAAAUCAUUAUGGUUACCGUGAAGAAGUCGUCUUCCUUAAUGUACAACCACUGCCGAGAGAAAUUCCGAAGUACAGGCCCGAGCUGCAUCCUGUACGCAGACGAGAACCGCUUGGCUAUAAUGUGUGGUUGGAGACGAUCGAGUCGGCGCCGAGCUUCACGUUCCUGUUGCGACCACGUGUCAUACAGAUCAGGCAGACUUGCAAACUGCUCUGCUGUCUGAGCGGCAAUCCACCGCCCACCGUGAAAUGGUACAAGGACAGAGAAGAAUUGUCCAAGUACAAUUACCCCAUGAGCAACGCCGACGGCGUCGUCACAAUGGAGAUCGUUGACUGCAAGCCGGAGGACAGCGGCAAAUAUCGUUGUGUGGCAACUAACAAACAUGGCAAAGACGAGACUAGUUGCGUAGUCAUCGUAGAAGGCACUGGAGAAACGGAGGAGCAAGUAAAAUUAGUGCACGACCUCCUACAUUCCGGAGAUCGAAAAUUCAUCGAGCAACCACUGAAACCAGCACCACCGCCGAUCAUAACAGUUCACAAGUAUAGUUCCACAACCACUCAAAGCCAAUCAAGCUCUUCGUACAAUGGCAAACAUAAUUCCACAAUCUCCUCAUAUAAGGAUAGCUCCAAUGUCAAAAUAAACGAAUCAUCUGAUAAACGAAGCAUAAAGAAAUACGGCUCGAAACUUGACACUACUGGCAGUCCGUCUCGAUCCAGAAGCACCACAAAAGAACUCAUCUUACCCUCAGACGAUUCGAUGAGACAGCCGCAAUUUACUCAAAAGUUAAAGAAUCUCACGAUCAACGAUGGCGAACAUCUGGAACUCACAGCUAAAGUCGAUGGCGAUCCGGAGCCGCAAAUUACUUGGAGUAAAGACGGCAAGAUGCUGAGUUCGUCAGAGAUUGUCGAUCUUAAAUACAAGAAUGGGGUGGCCACUCUCACGAUCAACGAGGUAUUCCCUGAAGACGAAGGCGAAUACGCAUGUCUUGCGACUAAUAGCAUCGGCAGCGACACGACAUCCUGUAAACUGAUUGUAAAACCUGUGGAGAAUGCCGCCAGGAAGAAACAGAGUGACGAUAAAUCGCCGAAGAUCGUCGAUCACUUAACGAGCAAAUAUGUAAAAGAUGGUGAGGCUGUGACACUUAGCUGCCGAAUAAUCGGCGCGAAGAAGUUUGAUGUGGUGUGGCUGCAUAAUAAUAAAGAGAUCAAGCCUAGCAAGGACUUUCAAUAUACUAGCGAGGCUAAUAUCUACAAGCUAAUCAUCGCUGAGAUAUUCCCCGAGGACUCCGGUACUUACACGUGCGAAGCUUUCAAUGACGCAGGAGAGAGCUACUCGUCGUGCACGUUAAGCGUACUCGCUUUAAACGAAGAGCCGAAAAGCCCAGCGUUCGCGACAUUCCCACAAUCUGCAACAGUGAGUGAAGGCGAGUCGGUUACUUUCACGUGCAAGACUGAUACCGCGCCUUUGAAAGUGACUUGGUUGAAAGAUGGUAAGGCGAUCCCCGAGACGAGCAGCAGAUACCACUUCAGCUCGGACGGUAGCACGUCCUUCGAAUUCGGCAUUAAAACGUGCACGGCCAGCGAUGUUGGUCAAUAUUUGGCGCGUGCGAUCGGUCAGAAAGGCGAAACGAACUCUGCGUUUGCCCUUAACGUCGUCAAUCCCGGCGAGCUGUGAAAUCAAACUUGGUACCGGGUUAUACGUCGAUUAUCAGCGCGGUCGACGACAGAAUUAGAGCUUUGAUAUAUUCUUCGUGGAGAAUAUAUUUCUGAAUUAUUUCGUGAAUAUUGAAGAGUACAGCUAUACCUUGAUGAAUCUAUUCCAAAUAAAAAGAGUGUAUAUCAUCCGUGUUCGACUCGAGGGUACCGUAACGAUGUCUGACCGAUCGUUACUGUAUCUUCCACACUCUGAUCUUUUCGCUUUUGCUAAAUUUAAUCGGAACGCACGCGAUACGAUCGAAGCCGGAGCGGCUCGACCACAAUAAACAUUUUUAGAGUAUGAUGAUGUCUUUAUACAGAAAGGAAGAGAGAACUAGAAGACUAAUAUUAAUCUCUCUCUGUUUCUUUCUCUUACGUUCUGUCUGUAAAUUAUUUUGAAACACUAUAUUUUUUUCUUCCUAUAUAUUUGUUAUGAUGUCGUAUUAUCCACGAAAAUUAUUAGGAACAGCUCGUUGUCAUGACGAGAAUCCAAAUUCACCGUCUUCGCACACAAACAUUACGGAUAGCACGCGCAACUUACUAAAAUAUUCGGCUUUGCUGUAUUAUACGACUCGGCACACACUCGAGUACACGCAGCUAUUUAACAGGCACAUCACGAUAGCGUCCGAAGAAAGAGAAACGGAAUAUUAUGUAGGAUAUCAAUGCCGCGGACGCGACUUUCUCGGUGAGAUUGCUAGCAUCCUCAAACAUCCGAAUAUACGUUUUUAAUAUCACCAUCCAAGAAUCUCACCAGGAAAAUCCUUUGAUGGCGUUAGAAUGAGUACGCAAAUAUUUUUACGCAAUAGUCGCGAUGUGCCUACUUAUUCCAUGUUAAUGGUACGCACCAUCGUGUUUUGUUUGAAGACUGCUUCCGUCAGAAAAUUUAUGAUAAAAUGAAACAAUUAAAAAU